UGAAGAAGGAGGGAUAUUUCUCGUCGGACUACCGUAGGUGUGAUAGAGUUUUUCUCCAUGUUGGCGUUCGCCCGCCGCUGACAGACGGCCGCGUGCCACAGCGUCUCGGUCGGACCUGCGUUGCCCGCGGUUCCGCAGGGCGGUGAGUAAAGCUGCCUGAACUUGGGGCCGCGUUUUAGGGUUAAAGCAGCCACGCUAACGUUAGCUACUACCAGCGCUGCUGCUGCUGCUGCGGGAGCCAGCGUCUGAAAAGGGCGGACGAUUCUGACGCUUUCUCCGCCACAAGUCACAUUUCUUUAGUUUUUUUUCGGGGAACAACAGCGUCCUCUCACUGUCCCCACAAGAAAAAAAAAGCUGAGGUCCCAGAGCUGGCCCAGACAACAACAUGGAGGGGACACACUUUGCGAGAGAAUGAAGACGACGGCGGACGACGACUAAAGAGGAUUACAUGCAACUCGGGGAAAAGUUGAGCUGAGGAUCAACAACUUGGGAUAAACUGAAGAGAGGUUUUCAAGUCUCACCUAUUGUACAAGGGCAUGCAAAAACCGCAGGCACAUUUGGAGGACUGAUAUCUCUCUGUGAAAUUUGAUGCUGCUUUAAUGAAUUUAAGGGGACUAUUGCACAGACUUGGCAGAGUGAUGGAGCCCACGGUUGUGAGUACAUCCUCUCUGGCCUCUGAUGAGUUUGACAGGAAUAUGCCACGUAUCUGCGGCGUGUGCGGCGACAAAGCCACCGGAUUCCACUUUAACGCCAUGACCUGUGAGGGCUGCAAGGGUUUUUUCAGGCGCAGUAUGAAGCGCAAGGCCACCUUCACAUGUCCUUUUAACGGCAGUUGCACCAUCACCAAGGACAACAGGCGCCACUGCCAGGCAUGCCGACUCAAGCGCUGUGUGGACAUUGGCAUGAUGAAAGAGUUCAUCCUGACAGACGAGGAAGUGCAGAGGAAGAAGGACCUUAUUCAGCGGAGGAAGGAUGAGGAGGCCCAGCGCGAAGCCGAGAGAGAGGCACGCCGGCCCCGGCUCACUGAUGAGCAAAGUCAGGUCAUUGCCAUGCUGGUAGAGGCGCACCACAAGACAUAUGACGACUCCUACUCGGACUUCUGCCGCUUCAGGCCUCCUGUGCGUGAGGGUCCAGUGACACGUAGUGCCAGCAGAGCUGCCUCUCUCCACUCUCUGUCUGAUGCCUCUUCUGACUCCUUCAGUCACUCUCCAGAAUCAGUAGACACCAAAGUGAACUUCAACAACCUGCUUAUGAUGUACCAGGAGCAGGGCAGCAGCCCUGACUCCAGCGAGGAGGAGGGCUCCAGCUUCUCCAUGCUGCCUCACCUGGCUGACCUGGUCUCCUACAGCAUCCAGAAGGUCAUAGGAUUUGCCAAGAUGAUCCCUGGGUUUAGGGAGUUGACUGCAGAAGACCAGAUUGCCCUGCUUAAGUCCAGUGCCAUCGAGGUGAUCAUGCUGCGCUCAAAUCAGAGCUUCAACCUGGAAGACAUGUCAUGGAGCUGCGGUGCACCUGACUUUAAAUACCAGAUCAGUGAUGUCACCAAAGCGGGCCACACUCUGGAGCUGUUAGAGCCACUGGUGAAGUUCCAGGUGGGCCUGAAGAAGCUCAACCUGCAAGAGGAGGAACAUGUGAUGCUGAUGGCCAUCUGUUUGCUUUCUCCAGACCGCCCAGGUGUGCAGGAUCAUGCACGGAUCGAAGCCCUCCAAGACCGCCUGUCGGAGACCCUGCAGGCCUACAUCCAGCUUCAUCACCCGGGGGGGCGGCUGCUCUACGCCAAGAUGAUCCAGAAGCUGGCUGACCUGCGCAGCCUCAACGAGGAGCACUCCAAGCAGUAUCGCUCGCUCUCCUUCCGGCCAGAGCACAGCAUGCAGCUCACCCCACUGGUGCUGGAAGUGUUCGGAAGCGAAGUGUCCUAGAGGCCUGCCUGGAUCAAACCUCCGAGGAGAAGCUGGAGACGAGACCCCUGGGGGUAAAAAAAUGGAGGGAGGGAGCUGAGAAUGUGCUGAGUGGACUAAAUGGAGGUGUGGAGGGGGAGUGUGAGUGUGUGCAUGUGUUGGGUGUUGGGUGUGUGGUUUCAUGUGUGUGUGUCAUGUCUAAAGAAGUCUCUCUUGGUGUAAAGGCCAAGGUUGUGUGGAGAGCGAGCAGGUGUUAAGAGACUCAGUAAACAAGGGACCUUCAUAUAAUACAAAUGAAUCUAUACAUACAACUUCUGCCUAUAUACAGUAUUUUUGUCUGUAUAUAAAAAUCAACAAACAGCUGCUUCAAAUGCCAGGACAUUAAGUGUGCACAUGCCGUGCACACACCACCACAACAAACAUAACUCAGUUAUUCAUCUAGCCAUUCAGUUGAGCUACCUCUUGGUUUUACUGGGGUUGUUUUAUAUCACCUAUGUGAAACAGUAAACAGAAACUUUUACAUGGAGCAAUUUAGAUACAGUACAGAAGACAUUUCAUUUUAUCAGUGCAAAAGCAGUGCCUGCACAUUACU
Messenger RNA from Paralichthys olivaceus (Japanese flounder), 2487 nucleotides. RefSeq names its product vitamin D3 receptor B. Gene Ontology annotation, molecular function: nuclear receptor activity; zinc ion binding; vitamin D response element binding. NCBI's taxonomy places the organism in Eukaryota, Metazoa, Chordata, Actinopteri, Pleuronectiformes, Paralichthyidae. Gene Ontology annotation, cellular component: nucleus. Gene Ontology annotation, biological process: negative regulation of transcription by RNA polymerase II; positive regulation of transcription by RNA polymerase II; cell differentiation. The record is from RefSeq and is a predicted model, not a curated record.